Molecule: messenger RNA, 1704 nt
Organism: Aureococcus anophagefferens
Lineage: Eukaryota; Pelagophyceae; Pelagomonadales; Pelagomonadaceae
Exons: 1
Coding region: 1-1704 (567 amino acids)
Biological process (GO): generation of precursor metabolites and energy
Molecular function (GO): fumarate hydratase activity
Source: RefSeq, a predicted model, not a curated record
AUGCAGUCCGCACGGAGACCGUUCGCGCCGCACGCGAAAAAGCUCUCCGCGGUCCCGAAGCCCGGCCCGCCGCCCUUCGUGUACCGGGACCUCUUCGAGCAGACGGAGCCCGUCGACGUGCCCUACCGCAAGCUCGAGGGCUCCGAGGCCUGGGUCAGCGAGGUGGCGGGCCCCCUGGGCCGGAGCUACGUCCACGUCGCGCCGGAGGCGCUGACGGCGCUGACCAAGGCCGCGAUGACGGACGUUGCGCACCUGCUCCGGCCAGGGCACCUCCGGCAGCUCGCGUCGAUCCUCGACGACCCCGACGCGUCGUCGAACGACCGCUUCGUGGCGCUGGAGCUGCUCAAGAACGCCAACGUCGCCGCGGGCAUGGUCCUGCCGGGGUGCCAGGACACGGGCACGGGCAUCGUCAUGGGCAAGCGCGGCGCGCUCGUGUUGACGGACGGCGACGACGCCGCGCGCCUCGCGCGGGGCGUCUACGAGACCUACGUCGAGCGGAACCUGCGCUACAGCCAGGUCGCGCCCAUGGACAUGUUCGCGGAGAAGAACACGGGCUCGAACCUGCCCGCGCAGAUCGACCUCUACGCCGCCGAGGGCGACGAGUACCACUUCCUCUUCGUCGCCAAGGGCGGCGGGUCGGCGAACAAGACCUUCCUCUUCCAGCAGACCAAGGCGCUGCUGAACGAGGCGUCCCUGCUGGCCUUCGUCGAGGAGAAGAUCAAGGGCCUGGGGACCGCGGCGUGCCCGCCGUACCACCUCGCGCUCGUCGUCGGCGGCCUGUCGGCGGAGAUGACGCUCAAGACCGUCAAGCUCGCGUCGACGAAGUAUUUGGACGGCCUGCCGCGGUCCGGCGACGCGAACGGCCGCGCGUUCCGCGACGAGGCCUGGGAGGCCAAGGUGCUCCAGCUCACGCGCGACCUCGGCGUCGGCGCGCAGUUCGGCGGCAAGUACUUCUGCCACGACGUGCGCGUCGUGCGGCUGCCGCGCCACGGCGCGUCGUGCCCCGUGGGGCUCGGCGUGUCCUGCUCCGCGGACCGGCAGGUCCGCGGCAAGGUCACGCGCGACGGCGUCUUCCUCGAGGCGCUCGAGCGGGACCCCGCGCGGUUCCUGCCCGAGGCGUCCGUCGACGGCGACGGCGGCCUCAGCGAGGCGGUCGUCGCCGUCGACCUCGAGCGGCCCAUGGACGACAUCCGCGCGCAGCUCUCGCAGUACCCCGUCGCGACGCGGCUCUCGCUCACGGGCACGAUCGUCGUCGCGCGCGACAUCGCCCACGCGAAGAUCCAGGAGCGGCUCGACGCCGGCGAGCCCAUGCCCCAGUACCUGCGGGACCGCAUCGUCUACUACGCGGGGCCCGCGAAGACGCCCGACGGCCACGCGUCCGGCAGCUUCGGCCCGACGACGGCGGGCCGCAUGGACUCCUACGUCGGCCCCUUCAUGGAGGCCGGCGGGUCCUUCGUCUCCCUGGCCAAGGGCAACCGGUCGAAGCAGGUCACGGACGCCUGCAAGCGCUACGGCGGCUUCUACCUCGGGAGCAUCGGGGGGCCCGCGGCGAUCCUCGCGCAGAACUGCAUCCGCAACGUCGAGGUCCUCGAGUACCCGGAGCUGGGCAUGGAGGCCGUCUGGAAGAUCGACGUCGAGAACUUCCCCGCCUUCAUCGUCGUCAACGACAAGGGCGACGACUUCUUCAAGAAGUGGCUCGGCUGA